Rhinopithecus roxellana (golden snub-nosed monkey) is the source of this 761-nucleotide messenger RNA. It is a transcript of the gene CDNF, whose product is annotated as cerebral dopamine neurotrophic factor. The transcript has 4 exons. Gene Ontology annotation, cellular component: endoplasmic reticulum. The record is from RefSeq and is a predicted model, not a curated record. NCBI's taxonomy places the organism in Eukaryota, Metazoa, Chordata, Mammalia, Primates, Cercopithecidae. The coding region runs from base 87 to 650 and encodes 187 amino acids. Gene Ontology annotation, biological process: neuron projection development; dopaminergic neuron differentiation.
CUUUCCAACCUCGUACUCAGCUCGCUUCGGCAGCUCGGUGGGCGGUGGGUGCGGGUGGCGGAGGCGAUUGAAGCUGCUGUCCCAGCAUGUGGUGCGCGAGCCCAGUUGCCGUGGUGGCCUUUUGCGCCGGGCUUUGGGUCUCACACCCGGUGCUGGCGCAGGGCCAGGAGGCUGGGGGGCGACCGGGGGCAGACUGUGAAGUAUGUAAAGAAUUUUUGAACCGAUUCUACAAGUCAUUGAUAGACAGAGGAGUUAACUUUUCACUGGACACAAUAGAGAAAGAAUUGAUCAGCUUUUGCUUGGAUACCAAAGGAAAAGAAAACCGCCUGUGCUAUUAUCUAGGAGCCACAAAAGACGCAGCCACGAAGAUCCUAAGUGAAGUCACACGCCCAAUGAGCGUGCAUAUGCCUGCAAUGAAGAUUUGUGAGAAGCUGAAGAAGUUGGAUAGCCAGAUCUGUGAGCUGAAAUAUGAAAAAACACUGGACUUGGCAUCAGUUGACCUGCGGAAGAUGAGAGUGGCAGAGCUGAAGCAGAUCCUGCAUAGCUGGGGGGAGGAGUGCAGGGCCUGUGCGGAAAAAACUGACUAUGUGAAUCUGAUCCAAGAACUGGCCCCCAAGUAUGCAGCGACACACCCCAAAACAGAGCUUUGAUCUCCAACGCCAGCACAUUUGUGACUUGUAAUUAGAGAGAAAAAUGACCCUCUAGUAUAUGGACAUGUUGAUUAAGGAUAACUGGGAAAUACAUCAUAUUUGGUCUCCUGC